UCUCUCCUACGUGCCGCUCUCCCAAACCUCCAUUUUGAUUUAUCUCAUUCUCUAUUCUGCCUUUUACGCCUCAAUUCUUAAGCUUGGCAAAAACAUCAAAAUUCUCAUACUCAAAUACCGUUACAAAAUUUGAUUAGCAAUUCAUACGUAAUUCAUUCUCAAAUCUAUCACCAUGUGUCUGCAAAUCUCAUGCUCAAUCACCUGUUGUAGCAAUUGAUCAGCAGCAAAUCCUUCUAAAAUCCCCCUUUUCCGCCAUCUGCAAAACCUUCUCAAAUCUCUCCCCAUCCAUCUGCAAAACCUUCUCAAAUCCCAUCUCCCACCGUCUGCAAAUCCUUAUCACAACAAUUGAUCUCUAUCCAUCACACACACUACAGAUCUAUGGGUGCUGCAAACAAGACUCAGCCGCAACUGCACUCGGAUUCCAGUCGCCACCGUCACCUUCACCGCGCCGGCCACCUCCCUUCCCCCGCAAGCCCUCCGAUCUGCAUCGCCGCCUCUUUCUUUCUUCAAUCGGCAGCUCCAACCCCCACCGCUCUCUCCGCCACUCCCGCAGCCUCAGCCGCUUCUCCCGCCCCAUUGCGCUGGAGCCGGAGGCCAAACGUGCCCAGGGGAAAAUUCGUCAACACCACGAGGGGCUCGACCUCGCCGGCACCAACCGCGAAUCGCCGAGCCCCUAGAUCCCCAAAGUCUCACCGCCUCUUUGUGAUUUCCGGCGACCACGGCAGCCAUGUCCGCCGAUCUGCCACCUCCCUUCCCCCAUAUGAGUGUUGAUAAUGAACUUGUACUAUGGGAACCAAAAAUGAAAGAACAAUCUCCUGGAGAGGGUACGGUUGACAUCCUCCAAAAGUAUCCUGAUCCCGAGUGUGAUAUUUGGUUUAUCAAGUUUUCUUGUGAUUUCCAUUACAAGGCAGCAGCAGUAGGGAAUAGGGAAGGGAAGAUAUAUGUGUGGGAAGUUCAGUCUAACCCUCCGGUUCUCAUUGCAAGAUUGUCCCAUGUCCAGUCGAAAUCUCCAAUUAGAUUAACCGCCAUGUCUUUUGAUGGAAGCACCAUUCUCUGCUGCUGUGAAGAUGGAACAAUAUGGAGAUGGGAUGUGGUUGCAAGCUCUUAGAGAUUCCGAAAUGGUAUUUUGUAGAAGUCAGUAUAACUUUUUAAUAUCCAUGAACAACAUGCAGCUAUGAAACUACGAGCUUCAUUUUUAAAUUAUAAUUUAAAAUCCCUGUCUUCUUUUCGAGGAGGAUAUAGAAGAAUGAUAAUUGAUAGAGAAUAUGACGUACAGAUUUUUCUACACAUGCAUUAACUCAUAGCAGUGUACAUUUUUCCUUCAGUUAAAUAUUUGAAUGAGUUUGUUCUCACAAAUGAAUAGUGCCAUACUACCAUUUCGUUUUGGUUGUUUUUUUAGCAUGGAUAAUUUAUGAUAAAUACAAUUGUUGAGGUUAAUAGCUUUUGUGCUGUUGACUCUGAACAUGGGUUAUUGGUUCAACUCAAGUAAUUUUAUUGAUCUGCCUUGAAGGAAAUUUUAUUAUUAUUAUUAUUAUUAAUUUUGCGUUGUAAAUCAGGUUGUUUAUUUUAUGUGUUUCAAGGUGAGUUGGGAUAAAUUAGAAGCAUUCGAAUUGAUUAGAUAAUUAGGUAAAGGAAAGACAAGGCUUUUACAAUUUAUUAGGCUCCUUAGUCCUUAGUGUUGUGUUAUAAUUGCCAUUUUAUAGUCUUGAGGGGACCCUACAUAUCGUAUGCUGUCUUCUUUUCGAGGGGAUAUAGAAGAAUGAUAAUUUGUAUGUUGCAAGCUCGUAUGCUGUAAAUCAUACGAGCUCGAGUCCUUAGUGUUGUGUUAUAAUUGCCACUUUUCUUUCUCUCUCUAAUUUACACGACGUUGGAGCGAGUAAAUCAUAUUAAUCCAUGUGGGUGCAGCACCAUUCUCUGCUGCUGUGAAGAUGGAACAAUAUGGAGAUGGGAUGUGGUUGCAAGCUCUUAGAGAUUCCGAAAUGGUAUGUUGUAGAAGUCAGUAUAACUUUUUAAUAUCCAUGAACAACAUGCAGCUAUGAAACUACGAGCUUCAUUUUUAAAACGAAGCCAGUCUUUUGCGGAGAACAAACAUUCUAUGACUGAUCAAGAAUAUGCUACUGAGUCCGUACAAGCUUCAACUCAAAACAUCAUUAGUCUUUAGUUUAUUCUGCCAGAAAUUUCUAUGUAAGAUAACAUUUCGAUGAAAUUUAUUUUGUACCACUCAAAUGUGCGUUUCUUUUUAUCUUAUGCUAAUGUGUUAGCUUUUUUAUUA
Molecule: messenger RNA, 2272 nt
Organism: Salvia miltiorrhiza (redroot sage)
Lineage: Eukaryota; Viridiplantae; Streptophyta; Magnoliopsida; Lamiales; Lamiaceae
Product: polycomb group protein FIE2-like
Exons: 6
Coding region: 728-1108 (126 amino acids)
Biological process (GO): negative regulation of transcription by RNA polymerase II
Cellular component (GO): ESC/E(Z) complex
Molecular function (GO): nucleosome binding; protein binding
Source: RefSeq, a predicted model, not a curated record